Messenger RNA from Rana temporaria (common frog), 1320 nucleotides. RefSeq names its product ubiquitin domain containing 2 (gene UBTD2). Bases 190 to 894 code for a protein of 234 amino acids. NCBI's taxonomy places the organism in Eukaryota, Metazoa, Chordata, Amphibia, Anura, Ranidae. The transcript is spliced from 3 exons. Gene Ontology annotation, molecular function: protein binding. The record is from RefSeq and is a predicted model, not a curated record.
AGCUGCUACCAUCGCUGCUUAUAGCGGGGAGUGGAGGGCCGUGACGUCGGCGGCGCGAGAGCGCGCUCCCUUUUCCUUCUUCUUCUUCCUCCUCCUCGUUCCUGUGCCUGGUGCCGCGCACCGUGAGCGCGCCCGCCCUGUGAAGGCAAAGAGAGACUAUAACGGCCGAGGCUGCCCCCGCCGGCACCCAUGGGAGGGUGUGUGGGCACUCACCACGACUCCUCGGGCAGCCUGAACGAGAACUCGGACGGGACCGGAGUGGCCUUAGGACGUAAUCAACCCUUGAAGAAAGACAAGCCUAAAUGGAAAAGUGACUACCCUAUGACUGAUGGACAGUUGCGUAGCAAACGGGAUGAAUUCUGGGAUACUGCACCGGCAUUUGAAGGGCGUAAAGAGAUUUGGGAUGCUUUGAAGGCUGCAGCACAUGCUUUUGAGAGCAAUGACCAUGAACUGGCCCAAGCAAUCAUUGAUGGUGCAAGUAUAACAUUACCACAUGGUGCCCUUACUGAGUGCUAUGAUGAACUGGGAAACCGCUACCAGCUACCUGUUUACUGCCUUGCCCCUCCCAUUAAUAUGAUUGAGGAGAAGAGCGAUACAGAAACUUUGGACAUACCUGAGCCACCUCCAAACUCUGGCCAUGAAUGCCAGCUGCGACUUCGCCUCUCCACAGGAAAGGACCUUAGGCUUUUGGUGCGCAGCACGGACACUGUAUAUCACAUGAAGCGGCGCCUCCACACUAUCGAAGGGGUUGAACCUGCCAGUCAGCGAUGGUUCUUUUCUGGGCGGCCACUGACAGACAAAAUGAGACUGGAGGAGUUGAAGAUUCCCAAGGACUAUGUAGUACAAGUUAUAGUGAGCCAGCCGGUUCAGCAUCCUACACCGGUAGAGAAUUGACCAUCUCAGACAUGCACACCGUCCUCUUUUACUCAAGUCACUCCUUGCUAUGUUUGUACGCAGCCUGUAACUUUUUUUUUCUUUCUUCUUUUUUUUUUUUUUUUUUUUCUUCUUUUUUUUUUUUUUUUUUAUCUUCCACUAGAUAUUGAGUCCUGAGCUGUCAGAGCAAUGAAUGACAUUGCAGGCCUCUUUGGCAGCGCAGGACUUUGUAGCGGGUUCAGUGGACAUGUGACUGAAGAAGGAAGAGCCGGGCCUUCCUCUGAAGUCAUGGGGGGAAUCAAGUUGUAUUUCUUAAUACUGAAAGACUUUUUAUAACAUCAGGAAAACUAUCUUUUUUUAUCUGUUCUAUAAAGAUUUGGACUGUAAGUGGAGUAUUUAGCAUUGCACUUUUAAAAAAAGAAACAAAACAAUGAAAAUUUGAAACAA